AACUGUUGUGCUCGGAUAGAUAUGGGGAGACGCCCAGCCAUCAGACGGCGAAGAUUCUCCAACUUAAGCGGGUAUACGAGAAGCAAAACCCUAGCGCGAUACAUAUAAAGAAGUCCGGGUCGCCCUGGUUGUUCCGUUCAGUGAUUCUUUUCCUUCUCUCCAUUUUUGGCUUGAGAGGGAGGAGAAGAUGUCGGACGAGGAGCAUCACUUCGAGUCGAAGGCCGACGCCGGCGCGUCGAAGACGUUCCCGCAGCAGGCUGGGACCAUCAGAAAGAAUGGGUACAUCGUGAUCAAAGGCAGACCCUGCAAGGUUGUUGAGGUUUCAACCUCUAAAACCGGCAAGCAUGGUCAUGCCAAGUGUCACUUUGUGGCGAUUGAUGUUUUCACUGCUAAGAAGCUUGAAGAUAUUGUGCCCUCAUCCCAUAACUGUGAUGUUCCCCAUGUUACUCGCACUGACUACCAACUCAUUGAUAUUUCUGAAGAUGGUUUUGUUAGUCUACUGACUGACAGUGGAAACACAAAGGAUGAUCUAAGACUCCCCACUGAUGAAACUCUGCUUGCCCAGAUUAAAGAUGGUUUUGCUGAAGGCAAGGAUCUGGUGGUGACUGUCAUGUCAGCAAUGGGAGAAGAACAGAUCUGUGCUUUGAAGGACAUUGGUCCCAAAUAAGUUUGAUUUGAACCAAAAAUCUGAGUCCUGCCAUGGGGAAGUAAGAAGCCUAGGCUCUCCCCUUGACAUAUUGUCCUAUCCCGUUAUCUGUAUCUCCCCCUUCAAUUUGCAAGUCCAUUUCGUUAGGAGAUAUUCUUUAUUGCUACUUAUGAAGACUGCGUAGUCUCCCUGUCUUUUAAUCAAACGCCUUUCAAUGAACAUGUGUACUGUAUGGCGUUCAUUUGUUAGAAUAUCGUAGAAGGGACAUUGGAUCAUGCUUUGAUGUCAUCGUCGGGUAUGCUUGGGUUAUUCAUGAUGUUGGGAUUGUAUUUAACUGGACUUGCAGUGCAUGACAAUUUCCCUGCCUGGAGAUAUGUGUAAGUACUGUUAACGUUCAUCUAUAUUCCAUUCAAUAAGCUUGUAUUGAGUUUGUGCC
Elaeis guineensis (African oil palm) is the source of this 1082-nucleotide messenger RNA. RefSeq names its product eukaryotic translation initiation factor 5A-2. Gene Ontology annotation, molecular function: RNA binding; ribosome binding; translation elongation factor activity. Lineage: Eukaryota; Viridiplantae; Streptophyta; Magnoliopsida; Arecales; Arecaceae. Gene Ontology annotation, biological process: positive regulation of translational elongation; positive regulation of translational termination. The record is from RefSeq and is a predicted model, not a curated record.